GUUUAUUUUGAAAAGCCCAAAACGCGGAAGACGCCCAGCUCUGCUCCAGAAACACGUUGGACUAAGUUGUCAGUGAAUCCGGCUCCAGUCGUUUAUUAUAACUUCGUGUUGACUCGGUCCGUCGGGAUGAGUGGAGCCGCUGUGGCUCGUUGUUCUGUGUGAUUCCAGAGACCAUGCUGCUUUCUGAUCAGUCAGUCAGGGAGGAAGCUGCAAACCUGCAGACCUGAGCGAAAACCCACCGAUUCAUCUGAGGGAUCAUUUCACUUCCUUCAUCAGACAUGAGAGCCUCGUUAGUGUUGCUGCAGCUCAUUUCCUGCUGCUGGCUCGUCGCUGCCACUCUCUCAAAGACUGAUGCCAAGAAGUCUCACAAAUCUGAGGCCGAGACGUCUGUAGUGGAUUUAUCUGUGCUGGACAGAGGCCUGGUUGUGUCAGACCCGCUCUGGAAAGACAUAGUGAAGGAGGAGAAGAGACACUGCGCUCACAUCAAGAGAACAUUUCAAGGAGCAGUGCUGGGAUAUGUCACACCUUGGAAUUCUCACGGCUAUGACGUGGCCAAAACGUUUGGCUCCAAACUGACCUCAGUGUGUCCGGUGUGGCUUCAGCUCCGCCGACGAGGGCAUGAAACCUUUGACGUCACGGGACUCCAUGAUCACGACUCAGGAUGGGUCAAAGCUGUGCGCAAGUCCAACAAAAAAGUCAGGAUGGUGCCUCGGCUGUUAUUUGACGGCUGGUCUUACCAGGACUACAUGAGCGUGCUGGGGAGUGAGGAUGAGAUAGAGGAGCUGGGCAGUGAGCUGGUGGAUGUUGCAAAGACUGAAGGCUUUGACGGCUUCACCUUGGAGCUGUGGAGCCAGCUGGGCGGCAACAAAAGAAAGGAGCUGGUGCAUUUAGUAAAACACAUCUGUGAGACUUUGAAGGCUAAAAGAUUAGACUGCAUCCUCAUCAUCCCUCCUGCUGUGACAAGUGCGGGGCAGCCAGGUAUGUUUGGCAGGGAGGAGUUUGAAGAGUUGGCUCCAGUAGUUGAUGGAUUCAGCCUCAUGACAUACGACUACUCCAGCGGUGCCAGACCAGGCCCCAGUGCUCCGCUGGCCUGGGUAAGAGACUGUGUUCUCCAGCUCGCACCCAACACUCAGUGGAGGCAGAAGAUCCUGUUGGGACUCAAUAUGUACGGACUUGAUUUUGGAAGUCAGGGAACAGAGCCGAUCCUGGGAGGAAGGUUCAUUGAGCUCUUGCGAGAACACAGGCCCAAACUUCUGUGGGAUGAGUAUUCUGCAGAGCAUUAUUUCACUUACAAAAGGAGCAAUGCAGCUAAACAUGUGGUUUACUAUCCCACACUGAAGUCAAUCUACCUAAGAAUAUCUUUAGCCUCUGAACUGGGAACUGGAGUUUCCUUAUGGGAACUGGGACAAGGACUGGAUUAUUUCUAUGAUCUCCUAUGAGAGUUUGAACUUGUGAGUGAAGACUGAGGCACCUCGGAUCAUCAGCACGAGGAUUUUCUUUCUCUGGACGACGGUGCACCAGAAACACUUGUGCCGGUGCUGGUAUUAUUUUUCUUUUUCUCCCCAAGCAACGGAAAUAAAAUGAACUCUGAAAGGUUCGGCCUUUAUGAAUAAAACAUGGGUUUGUUUAUUAAAACGGUACAAGCAGCAGCCGAUAGCUACUUCAGUAUGUUUUAUUCCUUUUAAUCUGUGAUGCUGCAUAAAUGAAAUCAACUUAUACAGUUUAGUGCAAUAACAAAUCUUCAUCCAGCCGAAGGAGCAUGACCAUUAGUAUGCGAUUUUUAAUAGAUUUAUAAUAACAGCAUUGCUAAGUGAUGAAAUUGUAUUUACAGUGUGACCAGACGUCUGUUCUGACUCAGCAUCUUUCAGUAUUUUUCUGAGAUGAAUGUUUGUUCAAUGGCAUAAAUAUAAAUGUGAAUCAAUAAGCUGU
Paralichthys olivaceus (Japanese flounder) is the source of this 1929-nucleotide messenger RNA. RefSeq names its product chitinase domain containing 1 (gene chid1). Gene Ontology annotation, molecular function: oligosaccharide binding; chitin binding. The record is from RefSeq and is a predicted model, not a curated record. NCBI's taxonomy places the organism in Eukaryota, Metazoa, Chordata, Actinopteri, Pleuronectiformes, Paralichthyidae. Gene Ontology annotation, cellular component: endomembrane system. Gene Ontology annotation, biological process: carbohydrate metabolic process.